GUUGAAUAUUUUUCUGUAUUUUUGCAAAUAGUGCUAAACCAUUUUCUAAGUUUCGUAACGAGAACCACGCUGCUUGCCAUUUUUGUCAUUUAUUUAAGUAUUACUAACUAGAGUAAAACUUAAAUCUUCUUAAUUUGGUUCUCACAAAAUCGUGUGACUGAAGUACGAUGGCAUGAAGUGUUCAAUCACUUUGAACAUAUGCUAGAAUUAAGUCCAAUUACGUCCAUUUACGUCCACCAAAAACAUAAUUGUGUCCUACUUCCUAUGGCUGGAUAUAGCAGGUUCCAUUUUUGGGUGUUUUGCCGUCGUACUAUAGUCACACACAAAAUCUAGCUAAUUGCAUAUUAUAUUGUCAAAACCCUAAUCAUAUUUACGAUUGAUAAUACAAAGAAUCUUCAGCUUUAGCUCAUAAGAAUCAGUCAAGAAUUCUGGAGGACUCACUUUUGAUUUGAUGUCAAUUAUACCUACAAUCCUUAAAACAUUUCGAUUAAUUAAACUAAAGGAAACCUAAGAAAAAAAGCUUUAAGCUUUAAGAAUAUUCGAAAGACACAAAUUUAAAAAUAUAAAAAUAUAAAGAAUAAUUUGACAAAUGUAGUCAAGUUUAUCGACCUGUUUCACUUAAGUGGAUUAACCUUGAUUUCAGAUUAUACAAUUCAUUUUUUUUUGGAAAUAUCACCAGGAUUUAAGAUACUAAGAGAUCUAAUGUGUGAUCUAGGAACCUUUCCGAAAAUGAGGAACCUCAUUUUGCUAAUUUAUUCACUGCAAAUAAUAUUUGCUAUAUCAAAUUCAUUGGCAAUAGAGAGGAAUGAAGGUCAACCGAUUAAUGAAUAUGGACCAGCGGAAGUGUAUAUUGAUCAACCAUUAGAUCAAGAAGAACAAGAGUUUGCGAAUAAACAAGUGAAUCGGUUACCAUUAGAAGAAGACGAAAAUGCACGAUUUAAACGAUCUCUGAAGAAAUAUAAAGUACUAGAAUCUCCUGGUUUACAUUCGCACUUUCAAAUUGUUCAGGAUGAGGAAAUUUUAAAAGUUAAUCCACAUCGUAGAAGAUAUCGAAGAAGUACAGAUAAAAUAAGUAAGAGUGAAUUACAUAGUGAUGAAGUUGAAGACCUCGAUAAUGUUGACAUGACAAAAAGUAAAAAUGAAGGAAGUGACUUCUCGAUUGAAAGUGUACCAAAUCCACAAAAGCAAGUUAGUAAUCCAGCUCAUUAUCGUUCUGAUGAUAGCCGUACUAUGGAUAAAUGGGUUAAAGCACCCUAUGGUGAUUUCCAAUCACGAGCUCGUAAAGAGGAAGAAGAUUCGCAUGGAGAAUCAUCAAGUAAUGUUGGAAUCAAAACUAGAACACCACGUGUGAAUUUCAUUACACAACAAGGUCAAAGUUCAGGUUCUGGAAAUAAAGAUGAUAUUCCAGAUGGUCCAGAAGCAAGAGAGCGUGAACGAGAACGCGAAAGGGAACGAGAUAGAGAUCAACAAAAUAAUAGCAACAAUAAUAAUAACAACAACAAUAAUAAUAAUAAGUAUGACAGCAAUAAGUAUGACAACAAGCAAGGAAAUUCAGAUGAUUCUUAUCGAAAACCUCCAAAUGACCGAUACUAUCCACCAUCAUAUAACAAAUAUGAUACCUAUGAUCGUCCAUCUCAUUAUCCUCCACAAUAUCCAUCACCAUAUCCACCAAAUUAUUAUAAUCGUGACUAUCCACCAACUUCUCAAUACAAUCCAUACUACGACAAAUAUAAUCCAUAUGAUAGAUAUUAUGACAGAUAUAAUGAAAGGAAUGGAAUGAUGCCACCACCAGGGAUGCAAAGGAUGACACCACCCGUUGGACCAUCAUCUAGUAUCUACUACAGACAUCAAUAUAAUGAAUAUGAUGACUACGUUCCUAGAUCAGUUCCAAAUUACUAUUAUUCAGAUAAAAGAUUUGAAAUGCCAAUGGAGUCACGUGAACCAUUUGAUCCAUACCGUCCAUACCUCUAUAAUAAUGAAGUAAGCAAGCCUGGCAGAAUAGUUUAUUAUGCUAAUUUACCUGACGUUGUAAGAACACCAAAUAAUUAUCGAUAUGCUUCAGCACGUUAUGCUGAUUCAGUACCAAAUUAUCGUGAUCCAAACUACUAUUAUGAUCGUGAUGAUUAUGCUGCACGAACUGCAAAAUCUGUAAAUUAUCGUGAUGUCCCAGCAUCGACUACAAUGAGAGUUUCAAGUACUCCUGUUAGGUCUGGGACUGUAAGAGACGCCUCAUAUUACGGAUAAAUAAUUUUUCAAUUUUAAAACCACACUUAAUUAAAAUUAAUUUUAUUUUGAUGGAGUUUGGGUAUCUGAAUGGGAUGAUAUAGUUUAGAGAAUACGUCAGAAUAAGUACUCCAUCAAAACACACCAGAAUUAAUGAUAUUGAUAAGAAUCAGGGUCAAAAGAUUGAGAUCCAGUAAAAAAAUAAUAAGAUUUAAAAGAAGUGAGUUGAGGAUAAGUGCAAAAGAUAAAUUUACAAAUUUUCCCUUAAAAAUAACUUUUUAUACUUAAUCGACAGCAUAAUUGUAAACAUUUUUUUUCUAAAUAAAGAAUCAUUUAAAUAAGAA
Messenger RNA from Chironomus riparius, 2567 nucleotides. NCBI's taxonomy places the organism in Eukaryota, Metazoa, Arthropoda, Insecta, Diptera, Chironomidae. The record is from the annotation of a GenBank genome assembly.